AUGUGGAGACUGAGUGUUUGGUGGCUCCUGAGCAGAGUCUGUCUGCUGUUCCCGCCGCCCUGUGCCCUCGUGUUGGCCGGGGUGCCCCUCUCUUCUUGCCACCCGCAGCCUUGCCGGAUCCUCAAACGGAUCGGGCACACGGUAAGGAUCGGGGCGGCGCACCUACAACCUUGGGUUGCCUUCCAAGGCGGGGCAGGAGGCUGGAGAGCUCACAAUGAUAUCCUGCUUCGAAGCCACUCUGCUGGGGAAGAAUCUGGGUCGCAGGACCCCGGGACUCCAGAGAGGUGGAAAACGGGGAUCGGUGUGAGAAGGCGAGCAAACCUGGGCACGGAGAACCUGAUCGACAAAGAGAGUCCGGACCAGGCGCCACAACUGCCUCUAAUACCGAGGGAGGCGCUCCUGUUGGCGGCGGAGAACCUCAACCGCGUCAAGGGGCUUCUGCCUUACAACCUUUCUCUGGAAGUGGUGAUGGCUAUCGAGGCGGGCCUGGGCGAUCUACCUCUUUUCCCCUUUUCUUCGCCCAGCGCCUCCUCCUGGAGCAACGACCCGGUCUCCUUCUUGCAGAGCAUCUGCCACACUGUGGUGGUACAAGGCGUCUCGGCCAUUCUUGCCUUUCCGCAGAGCAGAAGCGAGAUCCUACAGAUGGACUUCGUUGCCACCGCUUUGCACAUUCCAGUGAUCAGCAUCGUACUCAAUGAGUUUCCUCGAAAGAGUCAGAAUCCCCUUCACCUGCAGUUGAGUUUAGAACGUUCCCUGAGUUUUGAUGCUGAUGUCACUUUUUCAAUCUUGGCCUUGAACAACUGGUAUAAUUUUAGUUUGAUGGUAUGCCAGGAAGAGUGGAACAUCACAGAUUUUCUCUUCCUUACUCAGCAGAGCUCCAAAUUUUAUUUGGGAUCCAUUAUAAAUAUUACAGGAAACCUCACAUCAGCCAGCGACCUCUUGACCUAUCUGCAGUUUCAUCUGGAGAACAUUAAGGAUACAACUUCAACAGUGGUGAUGUUUGGAUGUGACAUGGAAAGCACAAGGAGGGUUUUUGAGAUAACCACACAAUUUGGGGUUAUGCCACCUGAACUUCAUUGGAUUCUUGGGGAUUCACACAAUGUGGAAGAGCUGAGGACAGAAGGUUUGCCCCUAGGUCUUAUAGCUCAUGGGAAAACAACACAAUCUUUUUUUGAAGAUUAUGUGCAGGAUGCAAUGGAGCUGGUAGCUAGAGCAGUUGCUUCAGCUACAAUUAUCCAACCAGAACUGGCAUUGAUUCCAAGUACAACCAACUGCUUGAGCACAGAGGAAAAGAAUCUCACAUCAGGCCAGUAUUUAUCAAAGUUUUUAGCCAACACUACGUUCCAUGGGCUCAGUGGCCACAUUAAGGUAAAAGGUUCUUCCAUCAUUAGUUCAGAAAACAAAUUCUUCAUUUGGAAUCUGCAACAUGACCCUGUUGGGAACCCAAUGUGGACUCGCUUGGGGAGUUGGCAAGAAGGCAAGGUUGUCAUGGAUUAUGGGAUCUGGCCAGAGCAGGCUCAGAGGCACAAGAAUCACAACCAGCAUCCAACUAGGCUACAUCUGAGGGUGGUGACACUCAUUGAACAUCCCUUUGUAUUCACAAGGACUGUGGAUGAUGAAGGAUUGUGUCCUGCAGGACAAUUCUGCCUGGAUCCCUUGACCAAAGAUUCAGCCAUUCUGGAUGCUCUUUUUGAAAGCCUCCAAGGAGACAAUGACACAGUACCCACCAAAUUCAAGCAGUGCUGCUAUGGCUACUGCAUAGAUCUUUUGGAAAAGUUGGCUGAAGAUAUGAACUUUGAUUUUGACCUGUAUAUCGUCGGUGAUGGGAAAUACGGUGGCUUGAAAAAUGGUCAGUGGACAGGACUGGUAGGUGAUCUUCUGGCUGGGACAGCCCACAUGGCCGUGACAUCUUUCAGCAUCAACACAGCCCGUAGCCAAGUGAUUGAUUUCACCAGCCCUUUUUUUUCCACCAGUUUGGGCAUCCUGGUGAGGACCAAAGACACAGCAGCUCCUAUUGGGGCCUUUAUGUGGCCGCUUCACUGGACCAUGUGGCUGGGCAUCUUUGUAGCUCUACACAUCACUGCAAUCUUCCUGACUCUGUAUGAGUGGAAAAGCCCCUUUGGAAUGACCCCAAAGGGAAGAAACAGGGAGAAGGUUUUCUCCUUUUCCUCUGCUUUGAAUGUCUGUUAUGCCAUCUUGUUUGGGAGAACAGCUGCCAUCAAACCUCCAAAGUGCUGGACGGGAAGGUUUCUAAUGAAUCUCUGGGCCAUUUUUUGUUUAUUUUGUCUCUCCACAUACACUGCUAACCUGGCUGCUGUUAUGGUGGGAGAAAAAAUCUAUGAAGAAUUGUCUGGAAUACAUGACCCCAAGCUGCAUCACCCUUCCCAGGGGUUUCGCUUUGGAACUGUGAAAGAAAGCAGCGCUGAAGAUUAUUUCAAGCAAAGCUUCCCAGAUAUGCAUGAAUACAUGAAACGGUUCAAUGUACCUGCAACUCCUGAUGGAGUGGAAUACUUGAAGCAGGAUCCAGAGAAAUUAGAUGCCUUCAUCAUGGACAAAGCCCUUCUAGAUUAUGAAGUAUCCAUUGAUGCAGACUGUAAACUUUUGACAGUGGGAAAACCAUUUGCAAUUGAAGGGUAUGGUAUUGGCCUUCCUCCAAACUCUCCACUGACCUCAAAUAUUUCUGAACUCAUCAGCCAGUAUAAGUCCCAUGGCUUCAUGGAUGUCUUACAUGACAAGUGGUACAAAGUGGUACCAUGCGGAAAAAGAAGCUUUGCUGUGACGGAGACCCUACAAAUGGGCAUCAAGCACUUUUCCGGGCUAUUUGUGAUGUUGUGUGUUGGAUUUGGCCUGUCUAUUCUCACUACCAUUGGAGAACAUAUCAUAUACAGGUUAAUGAUACCACGAAUUAAAAAGAAAUCCAAGAUGACAUAUUGGCUCCAUACAAGUCAGCGACUGCACUGGGCUCUAAACAACUCAUUUAUGGAAGACAAGCACCAGCUUAAAACAAAGCCAGUUGAAAAGAAGUCCAGUCCCAGAAACAGUCAAGUUUCAGUCUGGAACACUGCUAGCCCUGGCAACUGCCACAGAAGGAAAUACAUCUGCAGUAUUGAAAAACCGAGUGAAGUGAUGCUCAAACAACUGCAGCAUGAUACAGCGUUUCCCUCCUUGAAAAGAGACUCUCCAGGGACUACCAACGGGAAAGCAGACGCUCUGAACACUGCUAGGACCUCAGUGAUCCAGGAACUCUCAGAACUGGAGAAGCAGAUUGAAGUGAUCAAGCAGGAACUGCAGAUAGCGGUGAGCAGGAAACUGGAGCUGGAGGAAUUUCAGAGGACAAAUAGAACUGUGGAGCUUUGAGAGGGUUCACCCUUGUACCUUCUCGGACUGUAAUAAUUUGUAUUACACCCUCACCUUUGGGCUUUGUUUUUGUGUAAUGCUAAGAAGUGGCACCACACAGUCAGCAAGCAAUAGGUCUACAGUAGCUCCCGCCUUCCUGCAAAAGCGACACUACCAAAAGAUGGCCGCAUUCUGGUUACCGGAAUACUUCAAAGUACCAACAGGUCCUUCUCUGUGGGAAGUUUUAGCCUAAGUAGAAAGGGUUGAUCUCAGGCUACAGGAAUUUGAAGCCUCCAGACCACACAGCACCUAUUUUCUUUCUCACUAGAAUUAAAUGGAUUUUCCUACUUUUUACUCUUCCCCCUCCCUUGCAUUAAUUAAAACAAAAGAGCAAGAGUCUUUCAAAGAUUAUUCAGAAUUGUUCUCUGCAUGUAUUUUGCUAUUCAAAAUUUUUAAACCUAUAUAGUUGUGUCUCAAACUCUGGGCUCUAAGGGUCCUUUGGGUACUGGCCUUCUCUGUAAUUGGCACAAGAGGACUACAGAUAUUCCCUACAACAUCACUUGCAAAGAUUAAACACAUUAAUAAGGGGUUUUAAUUAUGCCCCGUUCUUAAGUACCCAUUAUUGAAAAAUUAUACCAUGGUUGGAAGGAAAUCCUCAGGAUAGCUUUCAAAAAUUGGGCAUUGAGGUAGGAACAUAUGGAAUUUCUGUCCCUUCUGAAGACAAACAAGGAAAAAUCUGCUCUGAAUUUGCAUCCACAUUAAAAACAAAGGCAGACUGGUUUUGGUUCAAACUUUUGCUGUUCCAAGGCAUUACGUAACCACAUACCAGAUAUCUUUUAUAUGUGGAUGUACUCAAAAUAUGGCUUCCAGUCUCCAAUUCUACUGGUAUAGCCCAGCACUCUGAUCAUACUAUUUUUGGAUAAUAUGUGCAGAUUGCUUCUCACUGACAACUACCAUCUUAUAUUCCUUGCUAUUUCCAUUCUCAGAAUUGCAAAAGGUCCACCCAACUUUCUCUACUAUAUAAAAUAAUUCUACAGCCACCCUCAGCAGAUGUUGUAGAUACACACUCUUAAUUUUGUUCAAAGGUAGUAUUUUAAGAUUCUUUCAUUUUAAGUUCCAAACAGAGUAGGGCUAUAUUUUUUUGAGUUGUUCACUUAAGACAAACAAAUAAGCAAGCCUUGAAUUAUAAAACAUUUUGUUUCAAUGUGUUGAGUGCUUAUAGAAAAUUUUGUACUUGGCAAAGCAUUCAAAAUGCUUUCCUAUCUCCUCACAUUUUACAACCCUUACAGCAUCCCGUAGACCCUUAAUUGUCACUUCUGUGCUUUACAACUAAUUUGCGACAGAGUGAAUAGAGAACACGGAAAUAAAAUCAUAAGUCACAGUCAUGUGAUGUUUCACUUAAUGACUAGAGCAAAUGUGCAGUGGUAUAUCUGUCACAAUCAUGUGAUUUGCUGCCUAAUAUCCCCAGCUUCACAAACAAUCUUAUUAAGAAUGAAAAAGUAUAAAAGCAAAUGUUUUUAUACCAUGAAAAAUUCAAAUAGCAAAAAAAACAAACAGUGUGAAAGUGUGAAAAGGGGAAGUUUGAAAAAGAAAGGAGUUUUGCUUUCACACUUUUUCUUUCUUGUUUCUUUACAACAACUGCGACAGAAUUUCUCAUUUAAACUGUGGUCACUAAGCAAGGACUACUUAUAUACACUUUGGACAAAGAUCUACUGUUUUGCCACUUUUUUCAGACUAGACCCUUUUCCAAGAGUUUGCUUCCACAAAAUAAUCCUCUUGCUGCCCUUGACAGGAUACAUGGCUUGAGCGUAUUUUUUAAAUAUCAAAGGAGAAAUUUUAAAACUACCAGUUAAAAUAUUCUUUAAAGUGUUUUUCUAUUACCAGAGUAUUAUUUAUAUAUAUAAAUAUUCCAUGUCAUGUUCUGAGAAGCUACCAUUUUAGGCUGGUGGUGGGGAAACUCUGGUCCCUCAUUAGUCCAAAACUAACUUUAGUGGCUAAAUGUUUUUUGAAGCUCGGUGGUAUCCUUCAGUGAAAUGUGUUGUGUAAGUUGCCAGUGAUGAUGGCUUGCUCUCCAGUUGUUAAAUGUGUAUACUUCAUGCGGGUGCUAUACAAGCAGUGGGUGCAACAAUAUAUGGUGUACAACCAAUCAACAUUAUCAUUCUGUCUCCCAUUCCCCUAAAUCACCCUGCCUACACACACACACAAAAUCAUUGUUAGUAUGGUCCAAUUUACAAGCUACUCUAAAUGACAUAAUCCUGGGUCUCAAAGAUGAUUUUAUAUUAUUCCAAGCAAUAUGCUUCUUUUUCUUUCUACUGUCAACACUGGGGCCUCAUACAUAGUUAUAUAUCAAGCCGAUAAUGCUCACCCUGUACAGAGGGGGCUGCUGACAAGGAAUAUAACUAUGAAAUCCAACCUAAUCAGAUCCAAAGUAUGUAUUACAUUAUGUUGCUUGGCACAGGAGUAGUGACAGAAGAGGCAAGUCAAAUCAAAGUAAUGUAUAUAUUAGGGCCUUGUAUAAUUUGACCGGUUCACUUUCAAGUUUUUCUGCCAAUCAAAGAUUGAGAAAACAUAGCCUAUACACAUGGCACAUAGAUUUAACUUUUGCAUCCAAGAUAUGUGAGAAUAUGUAUGUGAGAAUAUGAACACAGACCCAUAAUAGGGGUUUGCCCCUAAAAACUGCCAACAGUUUUUGUGUAGAAAAUGCAGUACAGUAAUCCACCAACAAAUGUGCUAAUUAAUGUCUAGAUGCCUAAUGCCUGACUAAUGUCUCUCUACUCACUAAGUCACCAGUGAUUUUAUCCAAUUAUUAAGAAGCCCCUCUCUUUCCUUAAGUAUUUCAUUGGCAUCUUCAAAUAUCCAAAGCCAGCACUACAACACAUCUUAUACCUUCGGCAUCAAUGAGUGAAGUCUUUCCUUGACUUCUGUAAGCUGCCCUGGCCAUCGCCUUUUCUGAAUGAAAAUUCUGGUUGAGGAAUGUGCUGGUUUUUUGUUUUAUUUUGGUUUUAAAUAAAUUUUAAUACUACUUGUUCAGGCGUGUUCAUUUGCUUUACAGCUUGGAUCUAGCUGACAAGCUGAUUGGAUGACAAAAUGCAAACUCACUCUGUGGAGACGAGUUAUGUUUUAUUUGCCCAAUAUGAAGACUGUUUUUCAUGAAUUAUCUGUAAAUGUGGGGGGUGGAGAGAAUCAACUCUCAUUCAGAGACAGAAAUUGAUAAAAACAAAUAGGUGGAAAAAGACAUUUCUGUUCCAAAAUCUUGAUUCUUAAAAACUAACCAUAAUUGGGAUGGCUGCUUGCCUAGUGAAUUUUUACCCUUCAAGGUAACUCAUGCCUAACCAGGGCUUUUGGGUUAACUUCAUCCAUUUGUAUUCUUCUCUGUACCGUAUAACUGUUCUUUUUUCUUCCCUAUCUUCAUUUUUGCCAGUUAAUCCAAACAUAAAAUGGAUUUCAUCACAGAAUGAAUCUUCUAUGUGAUACAAUUCAGCAGAAUAUAUGUAUUUUUUUUUCUUUUAAUGACCCUGUAAUCCCAUUCAUCAGGGUGAAGUUGGGACGACUGAAUGGAGCUGAGCGGUUACUGGCCAGAUGCCCUUCCUGACAUCUACAUGGAGUUCACAGCAGACAAUUACUCAUUGCGGCCAGAUAGAGAAAUAUCUGCCACUACCUAGGAACAAAUCCAUAGCCUCCUGAUUGUGAGGCAAGAGUCCCAUCUCUAGGUCACCACAUUACUCCAGGAGAAUAUGAGAGAUUCAUCAUCAUUUUAGACAUUGUAUAUCCACUGCAGGAUGAAAGCCUCUCUCUUCCGUAUGUUUCCAACCAAUAUGAUCCUGCAAUACUUGCUGAUGUCAUCAACCUAUCUUGCUUCAAGGAUAUGAGAUUACCAUACAUUAAAUCAAUUACUGGUUCAUCUUGGUCUUGGACAGUAUCAUCUCAAGGACUGCAUACCCAGAAAAUAAAAUCCCUUCAAUAUUGUCAGAAGCAAAAAAAAAUAUUCAGAGAUGAUUCUCUUUAUUAAGUGGGUAUCUUGCAGCUUAAAUGUAUAUUCUAACACCCUAAGAUGGUCUUGAAAUUCAAUAGCAAAAUACCAUGUUUCAACAGCUAUUUUCUUAUUAUAUAUUGCAUGUAAGUACAUCCUCAACCUGAAAUCAACUCUAUUUUGCCUAAAUUUGGUGGAAGACCAAAUUUAGAUACCAAUAGGAACAGGAAUGAGAGUCAAAUCAUUCCUGUCCCCACCUUUAGCAUUCCUGGGAAAAGGCCCAAAAGCAUCACUGAAAAUCUAGGGAGUUUUGUUGGUAAGUGAUUAAGGGAAGGAGUGUGGUUGUUUAUGCAUUUCACUGAAUUUAUUAACUCAUCCCAAUCCCACAGGAUAUUGUGAGCGUACCACAUCAAUGAGAAGAAAGUUAUUAUUAUAACAUAAUCAUAAAUGAGUCAAUUGGAAUAAUAUCAACUCCCUUCCAAUGAGCAAAUAUAAGUCCCAAAGAAAACCCAAGAAAUGUGCCCACACUUUUAAUCAGCGGAAUCAAAACUAUAUUAAAAUGAAAAUAGUUUAAAUCUAUUUCCAGCAUUGCAGCAAGUGGAAACUGUACUUGG
Messenger RNA from Thamnophis sirtalis, 7920 nucleotides. RefSeq names its product glutamate ionotropic receptor NMDA type subunit 3A (gene GRIN3A). The record is from RefSeq and is a predicted model, not a curated record. Gene Ontology annotation, cellular component: membrane. Gene Ontology annotation, biological process: monoatomic ion transport. Lineage: Eukaryota; Metazoa; Chordata; Lepidosauria; Squamata; Natricidae. Gene Ontology annotation, molecular function: signaling receptor activity; ligand-gated monoatomic ion channel activity.